Molecule: messenger RNA, 1691 nt
Organism: Tupaia belangeri chinensis (Chinese tree shrew)
Lineage: Eukaryota; Metazoa; Chordata; Mammalia; Scandentia; Tupaiidae
Gene: FCRL2
Product: Fc receptor like 2
Exons: 12
Coding region: 40-1569 (509 amino acids)
Biological process (GO): cell surface receptor signaling pathway; immune response
Cellular component (GO): external side of plasma membrane
Molecular function (GO): transmembrane signaling receptor activity
Source: RefSeq, a predicted model, not a curated record
GCGAGAGCGUCUCCGCUCAGACAGCCGGGUCAGGGCCUCAUGCUGCUGUGGGCGCUGCUGGUCAUCUUUGUUCCCAUCAGUGAACAGGCAGAUUGGCUGACUCUCCUAGCACCCUCUUCUGUAUUUGAAGGAGAUAGCAUAGUUCUGAUGUGCAAGGGAAAGGAUGAUUGGAAAAUAAAAACUAUGACUUACUACAAGGAUAGAAGAGAGCUAUUUUUUUUUAAAGUAGUCUCAGCAUUUCAUAUCCCAAGUGCAGCUCUGAGUGACAGUGGCGAGUAUUAUUGUACUGCUACUGGAAGAACAAUCAUUUCAUGGACAGAAACUUCAAAACGAGUAAACAUCGACGUCCACGAGCUCUUUCCAAGUCCAGUGCUGAUGGCUAGCUCCUUCCAGCCCACAGAGGGGAGCCCAGUGACUCUGACCUGUAAGACUCAGCUCCCUCUGCAGAAGGCAGAUGUCCAGCUCCAGUUCAGCUUCUUCAGAGAUGGUCGGACCUUGGGGUCAGGUUGGAGCCACUCCCCAGAGUUCCAGAUCCCCACCAUGAGGACUGAAGACUCAGGAUACUACUGGUGUGAAGCAGUGACCAUGACUCACGUGGUCAGAAAAAGGAGCCAAACAUCCCAGAUACACGUGCAGAGAGUGCCCGUCUCUAAUGUACGCUUAGAGGCCUGGGCCGCUGAGGGGCAGGUGAUUGAAGGAAGGAAGCUGGUUCUGCUCUGCUCAGUGGCUAAGGGCACAGGAAACAUCACAUUCUCCUGGCACAAAGAGGCCACAGGAGCCUGUCUAGGAAAGAUGACCCAGCCUUCCCUGUCAGCAAAACUGGAGAUCCCUGCUCUGAAGGAGAGUGAUGCCGGCAAAUAUCACUGUAGAGCGGACAAUGGCCACGGUCCCAUCCAGAGCAAGGUGGUGCACAUCCUCGUGAGACUUCUAGUGUCUCGCCCCAUUCUCACCCUCCGGGUUCCCGGAGUCCAGCCUGUGGUGGGGGGUGUACUGGAGCUUCACUGUAAGGCCCUGAGAGGCUCUCCCCCGAUCCUGUACCAGUUUUAUCACGAAGACAUCACUCUGGGCAAUGUUUCAGCUCCCUCUGGAGGGGGAGCAUCCUUCAACCUCUCCCUGACUACAGAACAUUCUGGAAACUACUCCUGUGAGGCUGACAAUGGCCUGGGGGCCCAGCGCAGUGAAGCAGUGGCAUUCUUUAUCCCAGGGCCUGAUGGCUAUAGAGGAGACCUUGUCACAGUCAUGGUUCUCGGGGGAUUGUUUGGUGUCCUUGGUAUCACUGGUGUCGCUCUGCUGUAUUACUGCUGGCCCCACAGGUCAUCAGAAAGAAGUUUUGUCAUUAAUCCGCUCAGAGCUGCUUCCAGCCGAAACCCUCAAGAACCCACACCCUCCAGCCCACUUCCAGCCACAGAAGAGCAGCAGUCAGAGUACGUCAAUGUGGGCUCUAUAGAUGUGGAUGUGAUUUAUUCCCAGGUCUGGAGCAUCCAGCAGCCAGAAGUCUCAGCAAACAUCAGAAGGACAUUGGAGAACGAGGAUUCCCAAGUAAUCUACUCUGCUGUGAAGGAGAAAUAACCCUUGGAGAAAUCAGAGGAAGACCAACCACAAGGUGGUGCCUCAUUAAGGAUGCUCAGCUUAAUGCUCAGCUGCCAAAACCCAUCACAAUCAGAAUGUGCCUCAGGGACUCUAGGCAAGCC